Molecule: messenger RNA, 4938 nt
Organism: Acipenser ruthenus (sterlet)
Lineage: Eukaryota; Metazoa; Chordata; Actinopteri; Acipenseriformes; Acipenseridae
Product: phosphatidylinositol 4-phosphate 5-kinase type-1 gamma-like
Exons: 19
Coding region: 294-2435 (713 amino acids)
Biological process (GO): phosphatidylinositol metabolic process
Molecular function (GO): phosphatidylinositol kinase activity
Source: RefSeq, a predicted model, not a curated record
UUCAUGACGUAGAGCGCAUGGAGUGCGGUGUAAGCGAGGGUCGGAGGACGGACACAAACAGAGGCAGCCGGCUUGCUAGCGCGGCGCUUCUCUGUAUAAUAAAUAAGAAAAAAACACUAGCAGAUAAGCGGCUUGCAUGCCAGUCCGUUCGUAUUCCUCAUCAUUCAUCGCAUAUCCGUCACCAAAUAACAAUAAUAAAAUAGCAAGUGAUUUCUUUCUGUUUGUUUGGAGAUCAUCGUGUUGUUGUAUUUCAACGGGGGUCGCUCGCCCUCUUCCUAAUCUCGGGAUCCCGAAUGGAAGCGGCGGCGGCGGAGGGAGCGGCGAGCCCGGCCGAGGCCGGGGAAGCGAGCCCCUCAGCUGGGGCAGUGGCGUUUGAUGACACGGAAACCGUUAUCUUUGCGAUGGACACCUGGGAGACAGACGCUGCUGGUAAAAAGGUGUUCAUUACCGAGAUGUCGUCCUCUUCGGGUCAGCUGGGGUCAGCCCCCGGGAAGAAGAUCGGCCAUCGCGGAGUGGACGCGUCGGGAGAGACCACCUACAAAAAGACCACCUCCUCUGCUCUCAAAGGAGCCAUUCAGCUGGGGAUUGGCUACACUGUGGGGAACCUCAGCUCCAAACCAGAGAGAGAUGUGCUCAUGCAGGACUUCUAUGUUGUCGAAAGCAUUUUCUUUCCCAGCGAGGGCAGCAAUCUGACGCCAGCGCAUCACUUCCCAGACUUCCGCUUCAAGACCUACGCUCCCGUCGCCUUCCGCUACUUCAGAGAGCUGUUCGGCAUCCGGCCCGACGACUACCUGUAUUCUCUGUGCAACGAGCCCCUGAUCGAGCUGUCGAACCCGGGCGCCAGCGGCUCCCUGUUCUACCUCACCAGGGACGACGAGUUCAUCAUCAAGACCGUGAUGCACAAGGAGGCGGAGUUUCUGCAGAAGCUGCUCCCCGGAUACUACAUGAACCUGAACCAGAACCCUCGCACCCUGCUGCCCAAGUUCUACGGGCUGUACUGCAUCCAGUCCGGGGGAAAGAACAUCCGCAUGGUGGUGAUGAACAAUGUCCUGCCGCGCGUCGUCCGAAUGCACCUCAAAUACGACCUCAAGGGCUCCACCUACAAGAGACGUGCCUCCAAGAAGGAGCGGGAGAAGUCCAGCCCCACCUUCAAAGACCUGGACUUCAUGCAGGAACUGCAAGACGGGCUCAUGCUGGACACAGACACCUACAGCGCGCUGGUCAAGACGCUGCAGAGGGACUGCCUGGUGCUGGAGAGCUUUAAGAUCAUGGACUACAGUCUGCUGCUGGGGGUGCACAACCUGGACCAGGCAGAGAGGGAGAGCCAGAGCGAGGGCUCCCAGGGCACCAGUGACGAGAAGAGGCCCCUGGCGCAGAAAGCGCUCUACUCCACCGCCAUGGAGUCUAUCCAGGGAGGAGCGGCCAGGGGCGAGUCCAUCGACACGGACGACACGAUGGGUGGAAUCCCUGCAGUGAAUGGAAAAGGAGAACAGGUGUUGCUCUACGUAGGAAUCAUCGAUAUCCUGCAGUCAUACAGGUUAAUCAAGAAAUUGGAGCAUACCUGGAAGGCGCUGGUCCACGAUGGGGACACAGUAUCAGUGCACAGGCCAAGCUUCUACGCAGACAGGUUUUUUAAGUUCAUGAGCACCACAGUCUUCAGGAAGAACUCCUCGUUGAAGUCUUCUCCCUCCAAGAAAGGGCGGAUAGCGCUGACUGUGCCCAGGUACAGCAGCCCGGGGGCAGCGUUCUCUGCCAGCCAGCUCCUCUCCGAGAGAGAUGAGAACAUCUACGACCUGCGAGGGGUGCGCAGCUUCCCCACGCUGGAGGACGAAGGUCGCUCAGACCUCCUGCCCUGCACGCCUCCGUCCUUCGAAGAAGCAACGACAGCGUCCAUCGCGACGACCCUGUCCUCCACAUCUCUGUCCAUCCCAGAGCGCUCUCCCUCCGACACUUCAGAGCACCCGCGAUACCGGAGGCACACUUCAUCAUCCGGGCACGACGGGAGGUCACACGAGGAGGUGCGCCCGCAUGAGGACGAGCAGCAGCAGCAGCAGAUGAUCACGGUGGAGGUGGAGGUGAAGAGACCCGACAGCGAAGUCGCCAUCAUCCCCGACGCUUCUCCAGAGACCAGCGAGCCAGCGUCGGCGCCAGGGUCGGUACCGCCCAGUCCGAAGGUGGUGGUGGAGCCGGACUGUGCCAGUCAGCUCUCUGAAUCCACCAGCCACGCCUCUGCCGAGGAAGAGGAAGUGCCCGUCACAGACAUCUACUUCUUCUCUGACGGGAGGUACUGGAUCUAUUCCCCCGUCCCACAGCGCAGAUCCAGAUCACACACAGACUCUGCCGUUGGUCCUCCAGAUGACAGGACUUGGGUUUACUCUCCACUUCACUAUAAUUCGCAGGCGCCCCCCGAUUCAGACGGGGAGGGCGAAACAUAAUUCCAAUGCAGAUAGCACGUGAGACGGGUGAAGAGACGGAGGUAUGUUUCUGACGGACUCUGUCGCCUCAGGGAGACUCUUUGACUCUGCGGUGUUUGAAAUCCAGAUCCAAAGGCUUCCGGGGAGAAUCCACCCACCCAUCCACGCACCCUGCUGGUUCUUUAUUACCCCAAAAAUCCCAAAGAAAUUGUGGGGGAAAAAUCCAAUACAAACUAAAUUUAACUAAACCCGUCACCAUGUGUGGGCCAGGGGGGCUGAAUAAGGGGAGGGGGGGGGUGAUCAAAAAAAAAAAAUGAAGAUAAAACGUAUACUUCCAUCAAUCAUCAUGAUUUAGAUAUAUAUGUGUGUAUAUAUGCUUUUAUUUAUGCACUUUCCAAACUGUUUUUAAUGCUGUGAAAUGUUCACUUAUUAUUAUUUUAUUUUCAAGUUGUUUUAUUUUCAUGUAGAAGCUACCUGCAUUGCAAGUGGCUUUUCCUUUAGGAUGUUGCUUUUCGUCUGUUUUUGUAUAUUCCUUGCAUAGAACGGAAGCAGCACCAGUGGUUUGGCGUUUUAUACAAAGUCCUGCCCAAAAGGUAGCCCCCCCCCCCAGCCCCUCCCAGUAAAGAAUCUGCUGUGAUCGAGUGAAGUAGCCCGAUCGAUCACGUGACACGAGGACUGUAUAAUCACAGAGCACUUCAUCAUACCCUGGCAGAGGGGGCAGUUCUGAUGAAAAUGCUCUACAUCUUUCACAAUAAGGAUGAGUACAACCAAGACAGCAGCGCCCCUGUCCGUGGACGCAGAGGGGUCAGGUUCGACCGCUUUGAUGAGAACAGCAGGACAUCUGCUUGGCCUGUCCGAUCCUCAGACGACAAUCAAGAUGCUAAAAUAGAGGAUCAGCAUGAAGCGAGCCUCAGCCUUCCACGCAGCUAUGAAGAGACCUUCCCACAUCUUGUAGACUCGGAGGCUAUUAUUAAUGACCAAAGAGAUGGGGGUGGAUGCUAAUAUUUAGGCAGGGCGGUGUAUAUGUUUACCUGUGCUUCUAAUACAGGACUACUAAAAAGAUAAUAUGGGGGAGGGAUUGAGGCUUGGUGGUUAAACUGUAAAUGAAUUUGUGCAUCUGACCCUGUCUCUUAUGGCAUCUGUCAGUGAUGUGGAAGUCUUCUGUCACCCAAUUGUAUAGCAAUUCUGUGCAUGCCUGGCUUCCCCACACGAGGUCGGGUCAAUGUCACAUUCCUGUUCCGGAUGUGCAAGCGUUUACGGCAGGUCACGCUGACCUGACUUGAACACUAGUAGUGUAUUAACCUCUAACUCUAAAAGUGCACCGCGCACAGCCAGUGUUCUGGGGCAGGCGUUUCAUUAAAGACUCCUGUGCAGAAUUGUAUGUGAAUGUGUCAUGGUUGGAUUGGUGGGUCAGUAAGGAGCAGAGGUGAUGGGUCUCGUUCAGUGCUUAUUGUAUACGUCUAACCUGAACUCAGAGCUGUGCAGCUGGUUCAGAUUGGCUUCACCUUUUCUCUCCUUGUUUAUAAGCUCUACUGUACGUCUCAGUGAAGAGAAGUCCUGUGUUCUCCUAAAAACAUGAAAGCCACACUGCAUACUUUGAUUCUGUUUAACCUGAGAAAAUACAACACAAAGCAAACAGUUGCAAUCCAAUACAGAUUCCCAAAUCCUGCAUCUCAAAGACACAGGAAAUCCCGGAGAAGCUUGUAGGACCGGUUUUAAAAAAAAAAAAAAAAAAAAAAAAAACCCUUCUCUAAUUAUUAUUCUCAUUGUUCUGCUGUUUAACAGUAAGUGCCCUGUUUUAUAAGCAAUCCCCUCCAUUUCCUAAGAAAGAAACAACACAGUAAUAAAGCUAGCAUUUAACCACUGUUGCAAAUUCACUUUUGAAUCUCCCCCCCAGACACGCAUACUGUGCCUUCCUUUCCCUGGACUUACCAGUUUGUUUAAGUCAGCAUCCACUUUUGGGCUCAGUUCCACAGCAACGCUCCAAUGGAAAAGAAAAACACUGGUGCUUCCAGUUCAUGCUCCCUCUGCAUGCAAAGUCACGCUACUCUACAGAAUACACUAGAGGUCUGGACACCAGUGCUACCAAUUCCCAGCACUUUGUGGGAUUUCUGCAGUGCAGGUAAAAUCCUGUCUUUGAAACAUGCAUUAUAUUAACAGAGCAGGACGGAUAGUUAGCAGCUUCCAAAUCCUCCGAUGUCAGUGUAAUGUGCAUGUGGGUAUGGCAUCACUGUACACAUGUGUAUUGGUUUGUUUGCUCUGUUAUACUGGCGUGGUGUGAAAUAUCCUGAAGGUGGUAUGCCAGGUUCACAAGUGAUUUCCUUUGUUCACUGAUUCAGGAUUCAAAUGAGAAAUAUGGAUGCCAUCUGCUUGAUGUCACUACAUGAAUCAAAAUCUUUUUUAUUUAUUUUUUGACUUGUAAACAGAAAAAUAAUAAUGUCAAGUGUUGUGAGUUAUGAAGAUGUGCAGUGGCCAGUAUACUUAGUUGCUGUAUUUAAAAAAAUAAUUAAUUAAUUAAUAAUUU